Messenger RNA from Astyanax mexicanus (Mexican tetra), 5579 nucleotides. RefSeq names its product ADAM metallopeptidase with thrombospondin type 1 motif, 8a (gene adamts8a). The coding region runs from base 287 to 3028 and encodes 913 amino acids. The transcript is spliced from 9 exons. Gene Ontology annotation, biological process: extracellular matrix organization; proteolysis. NCBI's taxonomy places the organism in Eukaryota, Metazoa, Chordata, Actinopteri, Characiformes, Acestrorhamphidae. The record is from RefSeq and is a predicted model, not a curated record. Gene Ontology annotation, molecular function: zinc ion binding; metalloendopeptidase activity.
AAACCGCGCGGUGCGCUCUGAGCGGGGCGCGCGCGCACGUUCGAGCGGAAUCACGAGCGUAUAAAUAGCGGCGCGGGACACGCUGGAGCUAUCAACGCCGGGAUAGAGGCAGGGGAGCUGCAGCUUUGCGGGUCUUUACUGCUGAUGGACACAACGGUAGAAGUGUAGAACUGUGUCCUUUGGGUUACUGAAGGCAAAUAAACUGAGAUUAAAAAAAGAAAAAAAUCACUGAAAACUAUUAUUUGUCAGAAAAAGUUUUGUACGUUUUUUUAUCAAUCUUUCUACCAUGGCUCCUCAAGUUCAUUCAGUCCUGGCCGUCCUCCUGGUGGUCCUGCUGGUAAAAUCUGUGAGGUGUGAUCUGGAAGAGUCAGAGGAGACGGUACCGGUUCGGUUGAGCCCCGGUAGACUCGGCGGUGUUGGUGGUAGGCAGGUGUUCAGACUCUCCGCGUACGGCCAGGUAUUCACGCUCGACCUGAAGCCGGACAGCAGCUUCGUAUCCCCGGCUUUACGCAUCCAGCGCAUCAGCGCUAAGCAACUCUCCGAGCCCCAAGCGCGCGCAGGAGAGGAGCUGAAGCGUUGCUUCUACUCGGGCACGGUGAACCGAGACCCGGACUCCGUGGUCUCCCUCAGCCUGUGCAGCGGCAUCCGAGGAACCUUCAUCUCCAGAGGGGACGAGUACUUCAUCCAGCCCGCCGAGACCGGGAACAGAGGGUCCUCCUCUCAGCCUCACCUGCUCAGAAGAAGAGUGCUCCCCUCCACCAGCAAGAGCGAACUUCACCAGCGGCCAGGUGAUGAGCAGCAGGCGAGGGAUGACCGGAAACAGCGGGACAAACGAUUCGUCUCAUCCCCGAGAUACAUCGAGACGCUGGUGGUGGCGGACUACUCCAUGACUCAAUUCUAUGGAGAGGAGAUUAAGCACUACCUCCUGACCCUGAUGGGAAUGGCAGCUCAACUGUAUGCCCAUCCCAGCCUGAAGAAUGCAGUCAGCGUUGUGGUGGUGAAGAUGUUGGUAGUUGAGGACGAGGACUUGGGCCCCGAGUUGUCCAGCAAUGGAGGCGUGGCCCUACGCAACUUCUGCGCCUGGCAGCAACUCUUCAACCCCUCAAGCCAGCGCCAUCCUGAGCAUUAUGAUACUGCCAUCUUGUUUACCAGAGAGGAUAUUUGUGGUCACCAGCAUUGUGAUACCCUUGGCGUAGCGGACGUAGGCACAAUGUGUGACCCCAAAAGAAGCUGUUCAGUCAUUGAGGACAACGGCCUCCAAGCAGCCUUCACCGUGUCACAUGAGCUUGGCCACGUUCUCAGCAUGCCGCACGAUGAUUCCAGGAACUGUGAGAAAUUCUUUGGGCAUAUCGAUGGACACCACAUGAUGGCUCCCUUCUUUGUCCAUCUCAACAAGACUCUUCCCUGGUCGCCGUGCAGCGCCCUUUACGUCACGGAAUUCUUCGACAAUGGGCAUGGUGACUGUUUGCUGGAUGCUCCUGACCAGGCCAUCCCCUUACAGGCCGAGCCCCCGGGUCACAAGUACAGCCUGGACCGGCAGUGCCAGCAGGCAUUCGGCGAAGAGUACGCUCGCUGCCCCAACGCCCCAGACGACCAGGCCUGCGUCCAGCUGUGGUGCCGCGAGGGAGGCAAGCUGCAGUGCACCACCCGAAAUGGAAGCCUUCCCUGGGCUGACGGCACACCCUGUGGGGAAGACAAGACUUGCAAUGGAGGCACGUGUAUGUUCACUGCGCUGGAUGAGGCAGGGCAGGACGAGGUUCCUGUCGAUGGUGGAUGGGGCUCCUGGGGCCCCUGGGGCCCAUGCUCUCGGAGCUGCGGCGGUGGGGUUGAGUUCUCCCGCCGUGAGUGCACAGACCCAGUGCCACAGAACGGAGGAUCCUACUGCGUCGGCCAGAGGGUCAAAUACCAGUCCUGCAACAUCCAGACCUGCCCAGGAGACCAUGGUAAGAGCUUCAGAGAGGAGCAAUGUGAGAAAUAUAACAGUGACCGUUAUUUGGAUAUGAACGGGAACAUAAAACAGUGGAUCCCGAAGUAUGCUGGAGUUUCGCCCAGAGACCGGUGCAAACUCUUCUGCAGAGCCAAGCACAGCAACGAAUUCAAAGUGUUCGAAGCCAAGGUGGUGGAUGGUACAACCUGUGGUCCAGAUACCACAUCUAUCUGCGUUCAGGGUCAGUGCAUUAAGGCUGGCUGCGACCAGGUUAUAGGGUCAAACAUGAGGCUGGAUAAGUGUGGUGUCUGUGGAGGAGACGGGACAAGUUGCAGAAAAAUCAGUGGCUCUCUCAACAAAGCUACCUUUGGCUACAAUGAUGUUGUUACUAUCCCUGCUGGUGCCACCAACAUUGACAUCAAGCAGCGCAGCCACCGUGGAAUCAAACACGAUGGCAAUUACCUAGCGGUGAAGGCCGAAGAUGGAAAUUAUAUCCUGAAUGGGAACUUCUCAGUGUCUACAGCUGAGCAGGACAUUCCAGUGCGCGGCGCUGUCCUCCGCUACAGUGGCUCGUCCACCACAAUGGAACGGCUCCUCAGCUUCCAGGAGCUCAAGCAGACCAUUACCAUCCAGGUACUUUCCACAGCUGGAGAUGCCGCCCCACCCAGGAUCAAAUACACCUUCUUCCUGUCCAGGGAGGUGCCCUUCAGCAAACCUGGUGCAGACGGUAACACCUCCCCGCAAGUCAUUACACCGUUUGGGGGAGCCGACUGGGUCCUGGGCGAGUGGUCUGAGUGUUCCAAGAGCUGUGGUGCUGGCUGGUCCAGGAGAAGCGUUGAGUGUCAGGACAGGGCUGGAUCCCCAUCCUACUUUUGCGACGCAGACUUGCGGCCAGCCGACAUCCGGCCAUGCGGGGACCUGCCCUGCCCCGUCUGGCAGAUGGGGCCGUGGUCGGCUUGCUCGCGGACUUGUGGUCAAGGAGAACGCAGACGGAGUGUGCUCUGCAUGGACUACACUGGCAAAGCUGUGGAACCAGAAAAGUGCAACCCUGAAAAGAGGCCAGAGGCUGUUUCAGGGGAGUGUUUUUACCAGGACUGCUAGAACUAAGUGCCUGCAAGAGUGUGCCUUGUGCUAGAGAGAGCAGGGGGAGGUGGUAGAAGAGUGUGAUAAUCCAUAAUAUAGGCUAGGUAGAGGAUGAGAGAGCUGUUAGGACCCAACAGCAUCCUUCCUUUUUUUGAAAAGUAAAAGGCUGCAUUCACACAGCAGAUAGAUAAAAGUGUUCCAAAUACCAACUUUUUAGUCAUGUUCAGACUUGUACCACUUUAAUAUGUGGUUUGUGCAAAUGCAACUUAGUCCAAACAGCCAAAUCAGAAUCCAUGUGAUUUUACAUCAACGACCAUGAGAAAAAGGAAAAAAGGAUGAGGGAGGGUUUCAAUAGUGGAAUAGCAUGGUUCAUAAAUACAGUAUUUGGCCUAGUUUCUUUGUCUAUUAAUAUUAGAAGGUUUGUGAGAUAAUAGGUUAAACUGGAACAAAUUCUUGCUCAUAAGCCCAUCUGUGAGGCACUUAAACGUCGGGCAAAAAUGGCGGGAAAUGAAGACUCUGGAAUAGAGUUUUUUUGUUUUAAAAUUAUUUAGAAACUAUUUCCGUGAAAAAAAUGAAGAAAAAAACAAACUUGCUGUUGCAGUUUUUUCACAUCUAUGUCAGUUAAACAGCAUGAAUUGUUUAGACAAGUGUCAGAAGAUACAAGUCACAGUUUAAUAUUGGAUUUGGGACACUUUUAACUGCUGUGUGAUCAUAGCCAAAAGCUAAGCAAGAAAACGUUUUUUUAACAUACAGCGUGGGUGCAGAAAUCACUUGUAAAGCAUAACCAGGGCAUUUAGUAUGAGGUUUUACUUUUGUAUGAGAUUUUACAAUAUCUGAUAGAUUGACUCUCAUUGUUCAUAAUCUCAAAUUUAGCUUUUACAUCAUCAUCAUCUAACCACUAUUGAAGUUGAUUUUUUUGUUUUCUCUUGCCCCAUUGAGAUCUACCUCAAACUAUAACAAUAUUGUCAUGCUUUUUAACCUUUUUAAACUUUAUAGGAGAGGAGUCUUUACCACAAAGGAAUAUGACCUUUGCACAAACCUGCUGAAGCUCUGUUCAGAUACAAAUGGUGAAAUACCUCCAUAUUGCAGUGCAUCUUAACACCACAUCACCACAUCAGACAGAUCAAAAGUUUAUGAGCUACCUGAGACACUGACACAACUUCAUAAGUUGGUCUGUCUCUUUAUAAAUAUCUGCUUCCAAAAGCUUUUUCAGCACAUAAUCCUCAUGCGUACUCUUAUAGCCUGAUUUAUUUCACGCAUUUAAUUUAUUUGCCUGUUUUUAUAUUAUAGCAGUAAGUUAACUGUUUACUGUUAGCAGUUGUUAUAAUUUAAUGCUGGUCAAUAUUACACUUGGAAAGCUUUCAGAUUUCGCAUAUUUUAACACUGGAACAUUUUUGAAGUGCAGCCACACAGAUGUUUGUGUGUGUGUGUGUGUGUGUGUGUGUGUGUGUCUAUGAUAUUACACACAGACCUCACAUAGGCCAAUGUGAGUUAUUUGAUAGGAUACAGUGAGGGCAUUUAACUUUUUUAGUAUCAGCUUUAAUCAGAAAUGUGUCUGUUAUAGUUAUUAUGACACAUUUUAAUUUAUUAUGAAGAAAGGCAGUGAAUUUGCUCUAUUUGGGACAAUAAACGCUGCUUUUCACUACAGGCAAGCUAGCACAGUGCUUAUGAAAACCAGUUAUUAGGAUGUGAUCAUGAUCUAAAACAGGGCUUAACUAGGCCUUAACUACAGGCCUUAGCUAGGCCUUUUCCAUCAACAUCCACUGGUAGACGUUGCGUAAAAGGGAUCACAUAAACAAACAAUACCAGGGAUUGAAGGAAUGAAUUAUCUAUUGCUAAUUAUAAGCCUAGUAGUGCCUAUUUAACUGCUUACUGGAUAUAACUACGUAUCCAAUGGAUUGUUGCAUUUUUACCCAAAAAAAGCUUUUUCUAUGAAUAACACAGAGAUCCAUGAUUCUAGUUUCAUUUAAGCUUUAGUGUUCAAACCUCUUUAUAUUGGAAUGCCCUGGAAUUAGGUUAAAAAGAAACUCUAUAAUACCUGAGAUUUUGUUUUACACUACAAUUCCAUUUAGACUCUCUCCUAACUCUAGUUUAACUCAAAAGAGUAGAGCAGACAGGAUCACAUCCUUGUCCAGCAGAGGAGCACUGAAACAUCUUUCAGUAUCUGUUAAUAAGAGUCAUUUCCACUUUGUGAAAUGAAGAUAGAGUAAAUUAGAUGUACAGCAAAGCCAACAAGAGACAAGAAAUUAAAAUAUGUUGUUGUUUGAAAGAUUUGACCUAUGCCCCUGAGCUCAAACUGAAAUGUGUAAACAGCUGAAGACCCCAACGUAAAGAUUUGCAUUCCUUUUGAAUGAAAACAGAAACGUUCUGAAAUAAUGGAGAUCUGAAACUAAAGCAUUCUAUCCCUUCAGUGAAGGUCUGUACAAUGCUAUUGUUAUAGCUUCCUUUUUAAGCUAUUUAUUUUUUUUCUACUUUGACACCUAAUUGUGUUUUAUUCCUUGUUGCUGCUGUCUGUCCUCCAUAACUGUUAUGAAUUUAAAUAGUUCAUUAAAACUGUGUCUCGAAUGAA